CAAUAACGCCCAUUCAGAAUUCAUACAAGCCUGAGAUGAGAACUCCUGUGAAAGAGGUAACAGACAGUGGAUGUUGAGGUCAGUCAUGCCUGGGAAGUGGAGCACGCUGCUUCUUUGGAAUUCCCUCUACAUCUUUAUUUUUCUGGUCGAUGGAGCAGUGUUCAUCACACAUAAUGAAGAUAUGCAGAGGGACGCUGAGGCUGUUGCGAGCCCCAUUUCUCGUCAGAAACGUAGUACAAACAAUGCAAAGAUGGUGGAGGUGCUCAGUGUCACAGUACACUGUACGGUGGCUUCUCGGUUUGCUCACACAGUCAUGACCUCCAGUGCUUUGAACAAAGCCAACUCCUCCCAGGAAAUAUUCUUCAAGGUGGACCUGCCCAAGACGGCCUUCAUCACCAACUUCACCAUGGAGAUUGAGGGUCAGGUCUAUAUUGGGAAGGUGAAUGAAAAAGAGAAGGCUAGGAAGCAGUAUGACAAAGCAGUGUCUAAAGGGCAGACGGCUGGACUGGUCAAAGCUUCUGGAAGGACGAUGGAGACGUUCUCUGUAUCCGUCAACAUUAGAGCCAAGAGCAAUGUGACCUUCAUCCUGACCUAUGAGGAGCUUCUUCAGAGGAAAUUGGGCCAGUAUGAGAUUCUGACCCGAAUUAACCCCAAACAGCUGGUCCAGAACUUUGAGAUUGUGGCUGAUAUCUAUGAGGCCCAGGGCAUUGCCUUUGUGGAGGCCGCUGGAACCUUCCUUUCCAAUGAACUCCUCCCACUGGUGGAAAAAACUGUCACAGACAAUAAGGCACACAUCUCCUUCUCGCCCACGCUGGAUCAGCAGAGGAAGUGUCCAGAGUGUGAUGGGUCUCUGAUCAAUGGGGAUUUCAUCAUCAAGUAUGACGUGAAACGAGCGUCAAGCCUAGGAGACAUUCAGAUCGUGAACGGAUACUUUGUGCAUUUCUUUGCUCCUCCGGAUCUCCCCCGCAUCCCAAAGAAUGUGGUGUUUGUCAUCGACAGGAGUGGGUCAAUGUCAGGCACCAAGAUGAUCCAGACCCGAGAGGCAAUGCUGGCCAUUCUGCAAGACCUACACCAUGAAGACCAUUUCGGCCUCAUCCAAUUUGACCACACCAUUCUCCAGUGGAAGAAUUCUCUUAUGAAGGCCACGAGAGAAAAUGUGACCAACGCAAUGGAGUAUGUCAAGAGAAUCAGGGAUAGCGGAAGUACGAAUAUCAACGGCGCCGUGUUGAGAGCAGUGGACAUGUUGAAGCGGGAAAAGGGAGGCACACAGACAAGUGUGGACAUGAUUAUCUUACUGACUGACGGAAUGCCCAAUUCAGGGGAGAGCUCCCUCCCAAAGAUCCAGAACAACGUGCUCAACGCCAUCGGUGGUAACAUGUCUCUGUUCUGCCUGGGCUUUGGGGAAAACGUGGAUUACUCCUUCCUGGAUGUGAUGGCCAAACAAAAUAAGGGACUGGCACGCAGGAUCUAUGAAGCCUCGGAUGCAACCCUUCAGCUGCAGGGUUUCUUUGAGGAGGUGGCCACCCCUCUGCUCUCUGAGGUGGACCUGCGUUACCCUGACAACGCAGUGGAUUCCUUAACCCCUCAUCACUUCAGUCAGUUGUUCAAUGGCUCAGAGAUCGUGGUGGCCGGGCGGCUGUCUGACAAUGACAUGGACAACUUCCUGGUGGAAGUGCAGGCUGAUGGACAUGGGAAUGACUUCCAGGUGCAGGGAAAAGCCAGGGUGGCUGAGUGGGACCAGAUCUAUCCAGAGCAGGAGUACAUUUUCGGGAACUUCAGUGAGCGCCUGUGGGCUUACCUCACCCUCCAACAGCUACUGGUCGCAAGUGAGCUGGGUUCACCGGAGGAGAAGAGCAACGCCACGGCCAAAGCCCUGGAGAUGUCCCUGAAGUACAGCUUCGUCACGCCCCUCACCUCCAUGGUGGUCACCAAGCCAGAGACCGAGGAUGGUCCCAGCGGGCCCCUCAUAGCAGACAAGCUGACUGAGGGAGAGCGACGUUUUGUGGAGAAGGAUGUCAGGGCACAAGCAGCCCCGAAAGACAGUGCUAGGAAAGCCCAAAGCGUAAGGUCCAGACCGGCAGCUAGACAGAGGAGUUACGAUAAUGUGGAUGGAGAUCCUCAUUUUAUGAUAGAGCUGCCAGAGAGAGAGGACGCACUGUGCUUUGACAUCAACGGAUCACCUGGAACCAUCUUGAACCUGGUUAAAGACUCCUCCUCAGGUUUUCUGGUUAACGGGAAACUCGUUGCGAAAAAGCAAAAGAAAGCGAGCGCGAGUGGACUCAAGACCUACUUUGACCACAUCGGUGUGGACCACCAAGCCCUGGGGGUGAGGCUUGAGGUGACCACUGAGUUCAUCACUCUGUCCCAGGACGGUCAACAGGUCAAGCUGCUGUGGUCAGAUCAAGCUUCCCUCAAAGGACCAAGUGUGAAGCUUAAGGUGAUGAACAACAGCAGUCUGACCGUGACCAUAAGGGACUACAUCAAGUUUAGAGUGGUCAGGCACACAAAGGUGUGGAGUAAACGGCACUACCAUCAGGAUUAUCUGGGAUUCUACACAUUGGAAAGUCAUCGUGUGUCCCAGGAAGUCCACGGCCUGCUAGGUCAGUUCUACCAUGGGAUUGGGUUUGAGGUUGGAGAUCAACGUCCAGGAGAGGCUCCUGAGAAACCAGACGCCACCAUGUAUGUCAAAGGACAUCAGCUCAAUGUGACCAGGAGCUGGCAUCAAGACUUCAGGAAGGAUGUGCAGAGCGGAGUGCAUGUUCCCUGCUGGUUCGCUCACAGUAAUGGAACAGGACUCAUUGACGGGAGUGCUUCAGAUUACAUUGUGUCAGGCCUCUUUAAGACUGACAAGUAGGUAGUAUCAUUGAUUACAUAGCCAGACACUUCAGGCCGGCUAACAGCCUCUCUAUUUCAAUCACCUCUCAGUGGCAGCCCAGGGACCACAGGGAUUGGAGAAGUUCCAUAUCCCUGAUAAAGGGGCCAUUUGGCUAACUUUAAUUUCAGCUACUUAUUGCAUAGGUCUGGUUGAGGAGUUUUAACGGAAGGAGCCACUCAUUGGCACUUAUGAGUUCAGAUCAAGGAUCCAUCUGUAAUCUGUGUACGAUAUUUCUAAACAAGCGUGUUCUCCAUGAUAUCUGAAAUCUUUGGUUGCCUCCAGGGGGAGUUGUUGCUGUAACAAUGGAGGAGGAGAAUUAGGGAUUUAGUAGUAGUACUUAUUCCAACUGUUGAAGUGACGACAUUAAGCCGAUUAUCUCAAAGUAUUUUUUUAAUAUUCUCAUAUUAUUUCUAAAUUGUAUAAAAAGGAAAAACUGUGCCAAAAUCUUGUAAUGUAAUGCAGCACAAAUUAUGCUU
Molecule: messenger RNA, 3351 nt
Organism: Gadus chalcogrammus (walleye pollock)
Lineage: Eukaryota; Metazoa; Chordata; Actinopteri; Gadiformes; Gadidae
Product: inter-alpha-trypsin inhibitor heavy chain H3-like
Exons: 23
Coding region: 71-2854 (927 amino acids)
Biological process (GO): hyaluronan metabolic process
Molecular function (GO): serine-type endopeptidase inhibitor activity
Source: RefSeq, a predicted model, not a curated record